AUGUCCCAAAAUAAUAGUGAAGCGCACCGAUCAAGCGGUGUAGGAGAUAUCGGAAAUGGAAGUCCUAGUAAUUAUAACUUGGUAGGCGACGGUUCAAGAAAUCACAAUCAACCAUCAGCUAUUUUAAUGGGUUCAUCACCAACGAACACCAAUAACACCAACACAACAACCGGAGGAAAUCAUCGUCCGUCGCAUAGCGGAAGCGAUCACGAACUUACCCUUAAGGAUCGACAAGACGCAAUUAACACAACACAUCCAUUUGGAUUUUCGUUAUGGAAACCAGCGUUAUAUAAAAAAUCGCGAUCAGUAACACGAAAUGCAAAUUCAGCACUUCAUUCUACCCCUUCAUCGGAUUUUUAUCUAUACCCGGGAAAUAUUUUAUGGGCGAUAAGAGGAGGGUAUAAAUAUGCGAGGGUGUUAAGGGAAUUAUGUUAUUAUAUAUUUUGGCCAUUUGGUAAAUAUGUUGAAAGAUCGGAAGUGGAAUAUGAAGAAUGGUUUGCAGCUGAUGAAGUUCUGAGAAGAAGACAAAGACAACAACAAGAACGAGUAGGAAAUAUGAAUCAUAAUGAUUUUUUUAUUGCAAGAGAUACUUCUAUGAUCAUUACUGGAAUAGAAAGGGCUGGAGGUAGUGAGGUCACGGGAGAUUAUACCACAGAUGAAGAGGCUAAUAGUGAGAGAAGACCUUUAUUAGGACGUUUUAGUAGUUAUGAAAGGAAUAGGAGGAUAAAUUUAAACAAGUUCAACUUAUUUAAAACGAUAAGAGAAAUCGGAUUCGCUGGGGUUGUUUUUUACUUUUGUAAUACUAAUAAUUGUGUUGCACUUUUAGCUCCCAUGUUUUUAUUAAUAUCUACUUUGUGUUGGUUAUGUAUAUUUUCAAUUCCAAUGGCAAAAUUAACAUUUGUAUUAAGUAGACAUUUACGUAAAUACCCAUUAUCAUUACACUUUAAACCUGGAUCCUCAUUAUCAUUACUUACCAACCAACGUUCACUCAUUUUAUUAUGUACAUAUAAAGCAUUCGAUUAUUGUUUCCUAACUAAAAUAUUUGAAGAUUAUUUUUUUACCACACAAAAGUUUCUCUUUACAUUGUCACUGAUAUCAGUUAUUCCUUUGAGUUAUUUUAUUGGAAUGGCGGUGGCUUCAAUUUCGGCUCAAUCUUCCGCGGGAUUAGGAGCUGUUAUUAACGCUACUUUUGGUAGUAUCGUUGAAAUCAUCUUGUAUGCGAUUACUUUGGUAGAAGGUAAAGGUAAAGUGGCUGAAGGCAGUAUAAUUGGUAGUUUAAUGGCCGGUGUAUUAUUAAUGCCAGGCGUUAGUAUGAUUAGUAGUGGAUUUAAACGUAAAGAACAGAAGUUCAACGCAAAAUCUGCUGGAGUUACAUCUACUAUGCUUAUUAUGGCUAUAAUUGGUGCUCUCACUCCAACUUUAUUCUUUCAAACUUACGCUCCAUAUAAGAUGACUUGUGUUCCAUGUAAAGGAUAUACAGUAUUAACGGAUGAAUGUCAACUUUGUACUCACGAUCAAGUCAAUCCAACUUCUACUCCAUUAUACAAAGAACGCGUAAAACCACUAAUGUUGUUUUGUUCCGUUAUCCUAGUAUUAUCAUACGUUAUCGGAUUAUGGUUCACGUUGAGAACACACGCCGCACUAGUAUGGCAAACAGGACAUCAUCCUAAUACUUUUGUAGAUAAUACAAACACUAGAUCUACUUCAAUUUAUAAGAAAAUUGUUCCCGAAUAUAUUCUUCAACAAUUAUUACCACAUCCAAAUCCACACGAUACAUCUUCACAACAUCUGCAUCCAUCAAAUCCACAUUCUAACUCAUUGUAUCCAUCAUCACAAAAUGCAUCAAACACACCAUCUACCUCAACUGUUUUACCGCAAAGACCAAACUCUGUUCCCGGUCCAAGUUCAACUACAAAUCUUCAACAUAACAUACAUAAUUUAGAUCACCUAGCAACGUUAACAUCACAAGGUCAUUUUAUCCCCUCUAACGCUUCGCUAAUUAGGUUUGCUCAUGAACCCGAAGAAGAAGAAGAACCUUGUGGUCAUGAUUCUCCUAAUUGGAGUAAAGUCAAAAGUGGAAUAGUAUUAUUAUCUUGUACUGCAUUAUAUUCUCUUAUAGCAGAAAUAUUGGUGGGGAAUGUUGAAGUUAUAUUGAAUAAUUUUACCAUUACCGAAAAGUUUUUAGGGUUAACUUUAUUUGCUUUAGUACCUAAUGUAACUGAAUUCGUUAAUGCCAUGUCUUUUGCUUUAUAUGGCAAUAUCGCUUUAAGUAUGGAAAUUGGUUCUGCUUACGCUUUACAAGUCUGUCUUUUACAAAUUCCUGCCAUGGUUGCCUUUUCUGCCUGGUAUAAUGCUGAUAGAUCUGACGAAGAGGAUAUUUCAAAUAAUACUUUUACAUUAGUAUUUCCUAGAUGGGAUGUAUUCUCGGUGGUGUUUUCGGUAUUUUUGUUAACUUAUACUUAUAUUGAAGGGAAAUCUAAUUAUUUUAAAGGAUCAAUUUUGAUCCUUUCGUAUUCAGUUUUGAUGGCCGGUUUUUUUUAUGCUCCUGAUAAUGAUAAUAUUGGACUUGAUGAGAUUGAAUCGAUUAAGGAUUCAGCGUUAAAGGAAACGAUUGUCGUCGUUAUAUUAAAGUUUCAACUGAAAUUGGGUAAUAUUCAACAAAAAAAUAAUCUUACAAUGAAUGAUAUUUGUUUUAUGAUAAAGAUCGCCAAUAAUCGAUUGGAAAUCAAUAAUCUUUUCGAUCAUAUUAUCCUUGAACGCUCGUACCUACAUCGAAUUGUUGAUAACGCAAACUUGUUUGGAUUGAAGCUUAAAGCAAAGAUUUGCAAAUAUUGGAAUCCAGGAGUUCAGAUCUUAAAGAAAGUUAAUAAAGUUUCUCAAUGUUUAAAUUAUUCUGACGACGAUUCUGAUUCUGGCAACGACUAUGACACCAUAGAUGACGUUAUGAAAAAGAUUCAUGAUCAAUAUGACUUCCUUACAACUCUAAUUAAAGGUUCCAACAUCUUAAUCGCAAGCGAUGGAAUUUUUCAAAACAUACCAUUGAUAGGAUACAAAAAAGAACAGUGA
Molecule: messenger RNA, 3066 nt
Organism: Funneliformis geosporum
Lineage: Eukaryota; Fungi; Glomeromycota; Glomeromycetes; Glomerales; Glomeraceae
Source: the annotation of a GenBank genome assembly